Messenger RNA from Solanum stenotomum, 1308 nucleotides. Its product is annotated as cytosolic Fe-S cluster assembly factor NBP35. Bases 94 to 1155 code for a protein of 353 amino acids. Gene Ontology annotation, cellular component: cytosol. Gene Ontology annotation, molecular function: ATP binding; ATP-dependent FeS chaperone activity; 4 iron, 4 sulfur cluster binding. Lineage: Eukaryota; Viridiplantae; Streptophyta; Magnoliopsida; Solanales; Solanaceae. The record is from RefSeq and is a predicted model, not a curated record. The transcript has 4 exons. Gene Ontology annotation, biological process: iron-sulfur cluster assembly.
UAAAACUCCGUAGCCCUAACAGACAAAUUUACAGCAAUUUCUCUGAACCUCAAAGGGCCGCAUCAAUUGAAACCUCAAUAGUUGUUGAAGAAGAUGGAAAACGGUGAAAUCCCAGAGAAUGCUCCUGAACAUUGCCCAGGUCCACAAUCUGAAACAGCAGGAAAAUCUGAUGCUUGUGAAGGAUGCCCAAAUCAAGAAAUUUGUGCUACUGCUCCUAAAGGACCUGACCCAGACUUGGUUGCAAUAGUAGAAAGAAUGGCAACUGUGAAGCACAAGAUACUGGUUUUAUCUGGCAAAGGAGGAGUUGGUAAGAGUACUUUCUCAGCUCAACUUGCUUUUGCAUUGGCAGCUAUGGAUUUUCAAGUAGGUCUCCUUGACAUUGAUAUCUGUGGCCCGAGCAUCCCAAAGAUGCUUGGUCUCGAAGGACGAGAGAUUCACCAGAGUAAUAUUGGAUGGUCCCCUAUUUACGUUGAGUCUAACCUUGGGGUUAUGUCAAUUGGUUUCAUGCUCCCCAACCCUGAUGAAGCUGUCAUAUGGAGAGGGCCUCGCAAGAAUGGUCUAAUUAAGCAAUUCCUCAAAGAAGUUUAUUGGGGAGAGCUUGAUUUCCUUGUGGUUGAUGCUCCACCUGGGACGUCAGAUGAACAUAUUUCAAUCGUUCAAUUCCUCCAAGCAACUGGAAUAGAUGGCGCAGUUAUAGUCACAACCCCACAACAGGUAUCCCUGAUAGAUGUAAGGAAAGAAGUUAGUUUUUGCAAGAAAGUUGGGGUUGAGGUUCUUGGCGUUGUUGAGAACAUGAGUGGUCUUUCCCAGCCACUCUCAGAAUUCAAAUUCACGAGAACGACAGAGACUGGGGAGCAGAAAGACAUGACCGAGUGGGCCAUGUCUUAUAUCAGAGAGAACGCCCCAGAAAUGCUGAACUUGAUUGCUUGUACUGAAGUUUUUGAUACCAGUGGCGGAGGUGCUGCAAAGAUGUGCAACGAUAUGGGUGUCCCGUUUCUUGGAAAAGUACCACUAGAUCCUCAGCUAUGUAAAGCAGCCGAAGAAGGAAGAUCAUGCUUUUCAGAUGAUAAAUGCCAGGCAAGUGCCCCUGCGCUCAAGAUGAUAAUAGAAAAGAUGUUGGCUGAGAAAAACAUCUCAACAGAGAAUGGAGCAUAGUAUUUAUUAGUACUUUUUUCUAGGCUUUCUGUACCCUUUCUCUGAUUAAAUUCCGGGUGCUUGUGACCAACAUUUUUUCCAUAAGGGAGAGCUUUUAGUAUGAAUGUAUUAUACAGCUUCUACUGAUUUUUAUACGAUGAUUUGUUUAACGGA